Mesorhabditis spiculigera is the source of this 360-nucleotide messenger RNA. NCBI's taxonomy places the organism in Eukaryota, Metazoa, Nematoda, Chromadorea, Rhabditida, Rhabditidae. The record is from the annotation of a GenBank genome assembly.
AUGCUGCUCUAUUCUCCCACCCAUAUAGCUCUAGCUGCUUUCAAAUAUGCUUUGGAUGCCCAGGCGCGUGCCGUCGAGUUGACACGCGAAUUUCUGCAGCGGAUAAGCGGCGUCGAUGAAACUCACCAUGGCAAAGAAUAUGAAAGUCAUUUGCCUCGAGAGACUCCACUCCCGACGGUCAGUUCCCCACCAUUGCUGACAAUCAAUAGCGCCCAGGACGAUUUUGCGCAUUUUGGCCAAUAUGUUGCGGUUAUUUUGCGGAAAAUGGCUGGUGAGGGCAAUCGGCUGGAGGCGCUAAAGCUGCAAAAGAAGAUCUCCGACCUAAUCUUCGAGUCUCAAUUCGACAUGUGCCAGGAAAAA